Molecule: messenger RNA, 2014 nt
Organism: Quercus lobata
Lineage: Eukaryota; Viridiplantae; Streptophyta; Magnoliopsida; Fagales; Fagaceae
Product: serine/threonine-protein kinase BSK2-like
Exons: 10
Coding region: 277-1770 (497 amino acids)
Biological process (GO): brassinosteroid mediated signaling pathway; protein phosphorylation
Molecular function (GO): ATP binding; protein kinase activity; protein binding
Source: RefSeq, a predicted model, not a curated record
ACUUCAAAGUCUCUCAACUCUCUAACCCCACCACCACCCACUUCACAUUCACAUUCACAUUCAUAUUCACUCUCUAAUCUCUAUCACUCACUCACUCAUUGCUCAUUCAAUUUUUUUCCAAACCCUCCACCGGAAAAUCUGUUUAGUACUUUUUUUUUCUCUCUCACUCACAUAGUCACAUGCUCUCAAUCUAUAUAUAGUAUCUCUCUCUCUCUCUCUCUCUCUCUCUCUCUCUAAUCUCUCUUUGUUUAUAUAUAUGUAAAGCUCUCAUCAGUCAUGGGCUGUUUUCAGUCCAAAACUGCCCACCUAGCUUCUCCCGACCAAGACCCUCCUCUUCCUCACCCCAGUCCAGAUCCAGCAAAUGGUGGAGGAGGAGAGGAGGAAUUAGAGCAAAACGAUGGCGUGCCGGCAUUCAAGGAGUUCGAGCUGGCAGAGCUGAGAGCAGCAACAAAUGGGUUCAGUAGUGAAUUGAUAGUCUCUGAGAGUGGAGAGAAAGCUCCCAAUGUGGUUUACAAAGGGAAGCUUCGAAACAAUGGCCUUGUUGCCAUUAAGCGCUUCUCCAAGCUUUCCUGGCCUGACCCACAUCAGUUUGUGACAGAGGCUUGUGGAGUAGGGAAGGUUCGGCAUAAGAGAAUGGUGAAUUUAAUAGGAUGUUGUGCUGAGGGAGAUGAGCGGCUUUUGGUGGCAGAGUUCAUGCCUAAUGAUACUCUCUCCAAGCAUCUCUUUCACUGGGAUAAACAACCAUUGCCUUGGGAAAUGCGUGUGAGAGUUGCCUACUAUAUUGCACAAGCACUUGGUCAUUGCAACACAGAAAACCGAAAAAUCUAUCAUGAUUUAAAUGCAUAUAGAGUUCUAUUUGAUGAGGAUGGUGACCCACGAUUAUCUAGUUUUGGUCUUAUGAAGAAUAGCCGAGAUGGAAAAAGUUAUAGCACUAACUUGGCAUAUACUCCACCAGAGUUCUUGCGGACAGGCAGGGUCAUCCCAGAGAGUGUGGUCUACAGUUAUGGAACUGUUCUUCUGGACCUUUUAAGUGGAAAGCAUAUCCCUCCAAGUCAUGCAUUGGAUUUGAUAAGAGGAAAAAAUUUGUUGUUACUGCUGGAUUCGUCCUUGGAAGGACAAUAUGCUGAAGAAGAUGCAACUGAGUUGGUUGAACUGGCCUCAAAAUGCUUGCAAUAUGAGGCUAAAGAUCGACCUGAAAUCAAAUUUCUUCUUUCAUCAGUAACUCCGCUCCAAAAGCAGAAAGAGGUUGCAUCACAUGUCCUAUUGGGUUUAACAAAAACACCAGUGGUGCUGCCAACCAUGCUUUCCCCCCUUGGAAAGGCUUGUGUGAGAAUGGAUCUUACUGCAGUGCACGAUAUAUUGCUUAAAACAGGUUAUAAAGAUGAAGAGGGUGCAGAAAAUGAACUGUCAUUCCAAGAGUGGACGCAACAAGUGCAAGAUAUGUUGAACACCAAGAAGUUUGGGGAUAUUGCAUUUAGAGACAAGGAUUUCAAAAAUGCUAUCGAAUAUUAUUCAAAGCUAGUAUCGAUGAUGCCUGUUCCCUCGGCUACUAUCUUUGUGAGGCGAGCCCUCUCAUACUUGAUGACUGGCCAAGCAGAACUUGCCUUGAGAGAUGCAAUGCAAUCUCAGGUGUGCUUGCCCGAGUGGCCUACUGCAUUCUACAUGCAAGCUCUUGCCCUCUCAAAGCUUGGAAUGGAAACAGAUGCUCAGGACAUGCUUAAUGAUGGAGCCUCCUUUGAAGCAAAGAAACAAAACAGUUGGCGGAUAUAGGUUCUUGGCUUUUAGCUAAUGGUGGUGGCAAUCCUAUAUCUCUUAAUUUUUUCCGCUCAUUUUUACCAUUAUGUUGCAAGUGGCAUUUGCAAGAAGAUCCAUGUGAGAACAAGUUUGAUAUAUAUGGUAUUGAUUGGGGUUAUUUUUAAGUUUUGCACCCUCUUCACUUGAUUAGUUUCACACAAAGAAAUGUAUAAAGCAUUUGUAAUAAACAAUAAUCUAAGUCAGUUUUUUUAGAUUUAUA